AAGGAAUCCUCAAAGUGGGAAUUCACAGAAAAGCUACGUAGAUGUUUUACUGUUAUAUUUAAAUUUUAUUGGAUUACACAAUUUUGAAGAAGCCCUACUUCUACUACUUUUGACUCAGCGGCCGUUGUUUCCUUUCAUAGAGAGGCUUGAAGCGAGAGACAGAUGAGAUAACAGCCAGAAGAUGACAGAAGACGACAACAAUAUGAUAUGAUGACUACAACUUGUCUUGACGAGAAAUUUGAUCCGAACAUGACCCACAGCUGCGACCAGCAGUGCCUCGGCCCCCUGACCUUCCAUCCCAGGGCUGUGGGACACGAGAUCCGCCUGAGCGAGGGCGGUCGACGUGCCCAGAGAGCUGAAGACACUUUCAAAGGUGGUGUUGUUUUCACCAGCCGGCCUGUGAAGACCCACGAGAGGAUCCGGGUCCUGGUGGAGAAACGUGUGCCACACUGGCAAGGAGCCAUGCGCGUCGGCUUCACCAACGUUCCUCCAUUAACCAGAUCUUUGCCUUUGCCCCCCAUUGCCGUGCCCAACCUCACACAAACCUCAGGUCACUGGGCCACAAUUGUGCCAGAGUCCUGCUGUCAGGAAGGUUCGGUGCUGGAAUUCUGGGUCACUGAUGAUGGCCACAUAUGUCUGAAAUUUCAAAACUCCGAGAAGCAAAAGAUAGAAGCGGAAGUGGACGUCAGAAAGCCUCUCUGGGCCAUGAUUGAUGUCUACGGCCAGACGUGCUCCAUCUUCCUUCUAGGCUCAAAGACAAAAGGUUUUCUUUUCAAAAGAACAUCUUGUCCUACACUUGACCCUCUCACCAGACAGCCCUCCAGUCUCAAACCCGAUUCUACGACACAGAGGGAAAAAUCCGAUGACUGUAUCUCCUGCCGAAGCAUGGAAAUCCCAGCAGAUGACCGCUGCGUGGUGUGUAUGACGCGAGAGGCUGACAUCACGCUGCCCUGUGGCCACCGCUGCCUCUGCCUCAGCUGCACCUCCAGAGUCUUGGUGCAGUUUGGCAUCUGUCCGUUGUGUCGAGUGAGGAUUGACACUGGAGUGAUGUCUGAAGGCAGCAUGAUCUCCAGAACUGGGGAGAGCUAGCAUCAAAUUGAAACUACUAAGACUGUAACCAAGAAAACAUCACGAACUGCACCUUUUGACUGCAUCCUGCUGAGCAGCCAAAUUCAAGAGGACUUAGAUGCAGAUAAAUCUUUUUUAUAAAUAAUAUUUAAACAUGGACAUGUUUGAC
Poecilia latipinna (sailfin molly) is the source of this 1237-nucleotide messenger RNA. Its product is annotated as E3 ubiquitin-protein ligase NEURL3-like. Gene Ontology annotation, molecular function: ubiquitin protein ligase activity. Gene Ontology annotation, cellular component: early endosome. The coding region runs from base 208 to 1089 and encodes 293 amino acids. Gene Ontology annotation, biological process: ubiquitin-dependent endocytosis. The transcript has 5 exons. The record is from RefSeq and is a predicted model, not a curated record. NCBI's taxonomy places the organism in Eukaryota, Metazoa, Chordata, Actinopteri, Cyprinodontiformes, Poeciliidae.